Messenger RNA from Penicillium subrubescens, 4566 nucleotides. Its product is annotated as glycerophosphocholine phosphodiesterase. The coding region runs from base 738 to 4319 and encodes 1193 amino acids. Lineage: Eukaryota; Fungi; Ascomycota; Eurotiomycetes; Eurotiales; Aspergillaceae. Gene Ontology annotation, biological process: glycerophospholipid catabolic process. Gene Ontology annotation, molecular function: protein binding; glycerophosphocholine phosphodiesterase activity. The record is from RefSeq and is a predicted model, not a curated record. The transcript is spliced from 4 exons.
UGAUCAUUACUCUACGAAGUACGGAAUAAUCAUCUACCUAAGGAGAAGAUACCUUACAGUCAGGUAUGCAUGUCCAGUGUAUAAAAAGCAGCUUGGAACCAUGGAGCUCGACAAAUCAACGCCGCUGCAGCACGCACACCUCCCGCCCGUUCGACCUCGUGCCUCUUGUCUACGUCCCUUACUGAUUGCACACCUUUUAAUCUCCCUCGAACAUCGGAACCACUUUUUUACUCUCCGCUCGACUUGCCUCCUCUGCCUCUUCGAUCCCCCCUCGUGGUCCUCAGCGUUGCUCCCUCUGGCAUUUCAGAAUUUUCACUACGGAGCCCUCGACUCAGCCCUUUGGCUCCUUUGUUCCUCACCGCUCCACUGACUAGCCCCCACUUGAACCAGGUACAGUCGGUCUUUGAGCUUCCCAUAUCUACACCUCUUUGAUUCCCUUUCUACCCUCUUUCUCACCACUCACCAAUUCCCCCUUCUCUCUCUUCGUCAUGGCGCUCUCAUCCGUCUUCGCCUGUGUGCGUCCACUCACCUGAUCCCUCCCUGCGACUCUCAGGUUGAAAAUAAAAGUCGACAAAAAGGAAAUACAUCCCAUCGACGUCGGUGUGGGGACAUUUUGUGCCUCGGUGGCAAAAUAAUCUCCGGGCGGUGGAAUUGAGACCACGAAAUACGAUUCCAUCAGAUUUUGAAGACUUGGAAGAAGCAAUUCGCUGGGACACGAUCAGUCCGGCGUCGCCAAGAUGAAGUUUGGCCGCAAUUUGCCCCAAUUCACCGUGCCCGAAUGGAGCGCUUCGUACAUCAAGUAUAAGGCGUUGAAGAAACUGAUUAAGUCUGCGGCCGAGAAAGUUAAGGCAGGCCAAGAAGCUGAUCUGGCUGGUUUCUUCUAUUCCCUUGACCGAAAUGUCGAGGAUGUCGAUUACUUCUACAACAAGAAAUAUGCCGAAUAUGCCCGCCGUUUGAAGCUGUUGGAGGAUCGAUAUGGCUAUUCGAUGGAGGGUCACCAUCCGUUGGAACCCGAGGACCGUCAUGAUCUCCGCGAGGCUCUCCUAGACCUGCGCUAUCACCUGCGACGCUUACAAUGGUACGGAGAGGUCAAUCGCCGUGGCUUCGUCAAGAUCACCAAGAAAUUGGAUAAAAAGGUCGGGGCACAGGCCCAGAAGCGCUACUUGGAGACGAAGGUGGACCCGGCUCCGUUUGCCUCCAAUGCGCGGGCGGUCAAGGCUCAGGAGCGCAUCAAUUCAUGGAUGGCGGUGAUCACGGAACAGUCCAAGGUGGAAGAGAAACUGGCAGACGACGCCAGCUCGACCCACUCUUCUCUGCCGCUCAAACGCGGACGUGCUCGGCCCUACCUAAACCUGCCCACGAGUGUUGUUACGGCAGUGGAUGAUGCUUUGCGCAAGGAUGACAUUCACGUUUUGCUGGAACUCCUCGAAACAUUGAAGGCUGCCGCGGAUGAGGCAGGUGAAGGGCUCUUCCCUAAAAUCCUCAAGACCCUUAUCCAACGAGCUAUCCUCCACCGUGCUCGGCUGUGUCUGACUUCGCUUUUGCCGAAGGUCGACAACCUUGAAGAGGACGAUGACAUCAACCGCCGCAAUUGCUUGCACCGCCUGGUCAUCUCAAUUGGCCGGGUACAAUCGACCAGCGACUCCGAGUCUGCGGCGUCUCUAGUCCUAGAUUUCCCUCCAGAGACAACCCGCUAUAUCACUCCGGCGGCACCUCCAACUUUGCAACCUCCGCGGUCUGUGAUCAAGGAGGCAAAUCUACCUCAGCAGCUCGGCCGUGAUGAUCCGGCGGUGUCCCUCUUGCAACACUUGCUAGAUGGACUGCGUCCCAAUCAGCGUGAAGCGUUGAUGGCCAAGGAUCUCUCUGGCCGCACGCCAUUGCACUAUGCUGCUCAGUAUGGGUUCAAGGAUGUCUGUGAAGUGAUCAUUGAGCAUCUCAAGGCAUGGGAAAUGUUUGAUGUGAGCGAGGGCAUCGACGGCGCCAUAUGGCAAGACAAUGAUGGCUGGGCUCCGCUGCAUUUGAGUGUGGUCGGCGGACACCCAAAAACUACGCGUUGCCUUCUGGACGCUGAGAAUUGGAAGGAAACCCACAGCCCUGGUGACCGAGUCCGAAAACAGGUUUCUAAGUCCUCGGCUGUGCUCGCCCUGGCCACGAAGGCCAACUUUGUGGAUAUUGUUCAGCUGUUGGUGGAUGCUGGUGUAGAUAUCAACUACCAGGACGAACAGGGCGAGACUGCACUGCACGUUGCAGCCCGCUUUGGUCAUGAUGAAUGUGCCCGAAUUCUCCUGCAAGGCACUGAGGAUCAAAAGGCGAAUACGGAACUGGCUGAGAACACCUAUGCGUGGACUCCCCUUUUUAUUGCCUGUGUUGACGGCACUUUGAGCGUGGCUAAGCUGCUCAUUGAGGCUGGUGCUGAUCUGGAGCGCUUCGACUCUUCUGGCUGGACUGCCAAGGAGCAUGCAGCCCUGCGUGGCCAUCUAGCUAUCGCUCGGUGUCUUGCUGAAGUCAGCCCCGGACCUCCCGCUACCGAGCCUGAACCAAUUCCUGUUCCCAUCGACAGGGUUUCCCCAUCGUCUUCGUCGCCGCCGGGCCAGUCAUCCUUGAUUGAUCGGCGGUCAAAUACCCCUGGGCCUACAUCCGGGAAUUAUGUCCGUAACUCGGAACCUAUCAAGACCUUUGGACAUCGGUACCUUACCGAUGAGACCAUGGUUUUAGUCAGUCUUGGAACUAUGGACAUGAGAAAGCCCUUGGAAACGGUUAAUCUGGAUCGUAUCCCCAUGGAGAAUGCGCACGCGACACAGCUUGACACGGCUCUGUCUAUGGUGGUCACUGCCAGCGGUGCUUACGGCGAGCCUGAAGUCAUUGAUCUGCCGGUGCAAGAUAAUAUCUCGACCGAGCCGAUCGUGUUCCACACGACCGAUGUGAGCAAGGUCCGCCUUCUGUUUGACUUGGUGCCUACCUACUCCGGAUCUAAGGAUCAGGUUGUCGGCCGAGGUGUUGCGCUUCUCUCUAGCAUCAAGCAGGAAGUGGGGUCUCAUCGCAUCAACCUCAAGGGUGAUUCUACCAUUCCUAUUGUUGCUGCCAAUACCUUGGAGGUGAUUGGCUCGGUCACCUUUAACUUCCUCAUUAUUACCCCUUUCAAGCACCCAAACAUGUCGAUUACCGGCAACCAGACCUAUUGGCGAUCCAUGAGCUCCACAAUGGUUAUCGGUCACCGUGGUCUGGGCAAGAACAUGGCCAGCCGUAGGUCCCUGCAGCUGGGUGAAAACACUGUUCAGUCGUUUAUCGCCGCGGCAAACUUGGGUGCUUCUUAUGUGGAGUUUGACGUUCAACUUACUAAGGACCAUGUCCCGGUCAUUUACCAUGACUUCCUGGUCAGCGAGACGGGUAUUGACGCUCCUGUGCAUACUCUCACGCUCGACCAGUUCUUGGAACUGGGUAAAGGCCGACACAAGAAUAUGCUACCCCAGACUGUGGACGUUCACGGCGCGACAACCCUCGGUCCUCGCCAACGGUCCAUGUCUGUCGGUGGCUCCGAGUACGAUCCGGCCGAACUGACCGAGAGAAUCAAGCACACCCGCGAUUAUAAGAAGAAGGGUUUCAAGGGCAACACUCGCGGCGAGCACAUCCAAGCGCCAUUCGCGACAUUGGAGGAAUUGUUUAAGAAGGUCCCCAAGCCUGUGGGCUUCAACAUUGAACUGAAGUACCCUAUGCUCCAUGAGAGCGAGGAGGAGGAGAUGGACACGUAUGCCGUUGAAUUGAACUCGUUUGUCGACACCAUCCUCACAAAGGUCUACGACCUGGGCCGGGGCCGCGACGUGCUCUUCUCCAGCUUCAACCCCGAUAUCUGCCUCCUGCUUUCCUUUAAGCAGCCUUCCAUCCCGGUUCUCUUCCUGACUGACGCUGGCGCCUCUCCCGUCGGCGAUAUCCGCGCAAGCAGUCUGCAGGAAGCCAUUCGAUUUGCGUCGCGGUGGCAUUUGCUUGGCAUCGUCACCCAGGCGGAGCCACUGGUUCUGUGCCCACGUCUUGUGCGUAUCGUCAAGGAAUCCGGUCUCGUCUGCGUAUCUUACGGUACGCUCAACAACGAGGGCGCAAACGUGGAUUACCAAGUCGCAGAAGGCAUCGACGCGGUCAUCGUUGACUCCGUCCUUGGCAUUACCAACGGCCUCAUCCAGCGUCAGAACAAGGGCGAACGUACACCCGGUCCUUCACCGAUCCCGGCACCUGUCGCUGACAAGGCCGCCAUCCGCGUGCCGGUCCUCGAGCAGGUGAAGCCUAACAACGCCAUCCCGAACCCGGAUCCGGGUGCCAACGUGUAGAUGUGGGCAAUUACCUACUUCUUGUAUUGAUUUUGUUAGGUGGUCAUCGUGUGAACCCGACUGGGAUUGGGAUUUGGAGGCUUGCGCUCUUUUUGUUUCUCCUACUUAAGACUCUCUCAUCCAUAUUCUUUUUUUCUCAACUGACUUGAUAUGUCGGUGCUACAUACAUUAAUGCAUUCCAUGUUUAUAGUUGCAUUGGGCUUGUAGCCUGCUUCAACAGCAAAUAUCAACCUGUGCUUUUCCGAUG